Zingiber officinale is the source of this 2619-nucleotide messenger RNA. RefSeq names its product pentatricopeptide repeat-containing protein At1g62260, mitochondrial-like. NCBI's taxonomy places the organism in Eukaryota, Viridiplantae, Streptophyta, Magnoliopsida, Zingiberales, Zingiberaceae. The transcript has a single exon. Gene Ontology annotation, molecular function: protein binding; RNA binding. Bases 266 to 2326 code for a protein of 686 amino acids. The record is from RefSeq and is a predicted model, not a curated record. Gene Ontology annotation, biological process: RNA modification.
UGAUUAAAUUGAACAAUGAUGGAUUUAAGUUUGGGAUCGUAGGGUGUGGAAUGAGAGCGGGAAAUAGGAAUGCACCAGUUUACUCACUUGUGAGGGAUUAAAUCCGAAAGAUCCACUACCAAUUUUCUAAAUCAAAUACUAAUUUUUCAUUUCUUCCCAUUACUCACUCCCAUCCCAUUCCAUCCAACCAAGCACCCGUUUUUCUUAACCUGGGCAUUCUGUCGAACGCCUUGAUGGCGAUCGUAAUUGGAGGAGGUCAGGCCGCAUGAGAAGGUUGGCAUCGUCAGCCGCUCGCAGCGCCGGCGCAUGCCAAGCUCCUCGCCGUCCUCUCUGCGUGGUCACUCCUCCCCUCGAACCUCCGCGGAGUCUGAACAAGGCUCUCGCUCAUCUGAUCCGGAGCGGCCGCCUCUGCGAGGCCCGGCGGCUCUUCGACUCCCUCCCUGGCCACCACAACGUUGUCACCUGGAAUUCCAUGAUCGGCGGCUACGUACGUCACCGUGAACUCUCUGAGGCCCGGAGGCUGUUCGAUGAAAUGCCCGCUAGGGACGUCGUCUCCUGGAACUCUAUCCUUGCUGGCUACGCGCUGUCCAGUGAUUUGGGAGAGCUCGAGGAGGCUCGCCGCAUCUUCGACCGGAUUCCGGCCAGGGACAUCGUCUCGUGGAAUACUAUGAUCACUGGCUACGCUCGGAACGGCAGGAUGGGAGAAGCCAUGCAUCUGUUUGGAAGAAUGCCCGACGCCAAUGUCGUCACAUGGAACUCGGUGAUCAACGGAUUUCUUGGUGUUGGUGAUGUCAAAAGGGCAGUGGAGCUGUUCGACAGAAUGCCCGUUCGAAAUUCCGCUUCCUUGAAUUCGUUAGUUUCGGGCUUCAUUCGGAAUAACAGAUUGGAAGAAGCAGAAGAAUGGCUGCUUGGAAAUCGAAGAAAAGUAGCCGAGAUUGAUGGCUUGAUCGACUCGUACAACACUUUGAUAGCUGGUUAUGCACAACGGGGAAGGGUCAAUGAAGCAAGGAGAUUGUUUGAUUCAAUUCCUUGUUCAAAAGUUGUUGGAGAUACAACAAUGUCACACGAAGGAGUGAGAUUUGAGAGGAAUAUUGUAUCAUGGAAUUCUAUGAUCAUGGGCUAUGCGAAGACCAAUGAUCUUCCAGCUGCCCGGAUACUGUUCGAUGAAAUGCCCAAGAGAGACUUGAUAUCAUGGAACACUAUGAUUGCUGCCUAUGUUCGUCACUCAUCCAUGGAAAAAGCCAAAGCUCUGUUCGAAGAAAUGUUCAAUCCUGAUGCAUGGACAUGGAACUCAAUGAUAUGCGGAUUCACGCAGACAGGCCAGGUCGAUCGUGCAAGGGAAUUUUUUGAUAGAAUGCCACAGAAGAGCAUCGUCUCCUGGAACACGAUGAUAGCCGGAUAUGAGCAGAAUGGAGACUAUCAUGCAGCAUUCUGGUUGUUUGCUAGUAUGUGUGCUGCUGGUGAGAGGCCUGACCGACAUACACUUUCAUCAGUGCUCAGUGCUUCUGCUGGCCUUGCCAUGCUUCUCCUUGGACUCCAGGUGCAUCAGCUGAUUACGAAGACAAUACGUCCAGACAUUCCGAUUAACAAUGCCCUUGUUACGAUGUAUUCCCGGUGCGGUAAUCUGAUGCACGCCAAAACCAUCUUCGAUGGCAUGGGGAAGGAAAGGGAUGUAAUCAGUUGGAAUGCUAUGAUUGCAGGAUAUGCGCAGCAUGGACAGGCAAGAGAAGCUCUUGAGCAUUUUGAAAGAAUGAAACUGAUGAGCAUUAAGCCUACUCACAUAACCUUCAUUUCUGUCCUCAAUGCUUGUGGCCAUUCAGGACUAGUGAAUGAAGGACGGAGACAAUUUGACUCAAUGGCCAGGGAUUUCGGUAUCAUCCCCAGAGUUGAGCAUUAUGCUUCACUUGUCGAUCUCAUAGGUCGCUAUGGCCAGCUUGAGGACGCGAUGGAGGUAAUACAUAACAUGACAGUGAAGCCUGAUAAAGCUGUUUGGGGUGCAUUGCUUGGUGCUUGUAGAGUUCACAAUAAUGUUGCAUUGGCUCGAGUAGCUGCAGAGGCUUUGGUGGAGAUUGAACCCGAGAGCUCUGCACCAUAUGUGUUGUUGCACAACAUGCAUGCAGAUGAAGGGAAGUGGAGCAAUGCCACUGAGAUAAGGAAACUGAUGGAUAAGAACAUGGUGGUGAAACAGCCUGGUUACAGUUGGAUUGAGUUGCACAACAAAGUUCAUAUAUUUAUUUCAGGGGACAGAUCUCAUCCAUUCUCACAUGAAAUAUUUUCCCUGCUAGAAAGUUUCAGCAAAACGAUAACCGACCUACAAGUUGAUUGAAUUAUCGGAGUACUUGUUGUGGAUCACUUUCUGUUCAUUCUUUUCUUUUGACUAAGUUGAUAAAUUGCAAGUCAGGCCAUCUUUCUGGUGCUUUGACAGUCCCGAACGCUGAACGACAUCAUGAUCUGGAGGAAACACUGGUUGCAUUGCAGUUGUUGCGAAUUCCAUAAGCUCUAAAUUUAUUAGAGAAACCAAAUAAGAGGAAAAUUUGUGUGCAUUGAUAGAUCAAGAUUUGACAGAGAUAGUGUACUGGUUAAUUUUAUCUCAAAGAAUACAAAAGUAAGGGUGACAGU